CCUAAAGAAAACCAGUCUUUGCAUCAAGAGCCCCCACAAAUAUGCGAGGCACCGCUACAAAGCAGGAACUUACUCAUUAGGUGUAGCGCCCUUAUUAAACUGUUUACGUCCCAUAAAAUAACGAGUGAUACAAAAGAGAGAUAUGGAUCUCCUAUGACGUGUCUGACAUCUUGGGAUUGAUGAGGCAGGUUGUUAAGGGAGAUUCUAACUGUGUCACUCACCAUUCCUGGGGUGCCUCACUUCCCAUAGGAGCGGCUGGAAAAUGGGUAUAAAGAGGAGCUGUGGUUUGCAAGCUCAUCAUUCGAAUCCAUUGCGACGUUUCCUUCCUUCUGCCACAUUUGUCCAACGAGGUCUAACGUGACACACAGAAGCCGAAAGAUGAGCCAGCAAAGACAAAGCGGAGGUGGCUGUUGCUGCUGUGGCGGUUCAAGGGGUGGCUGCUGCUGCUGCUCUGGAGGUGGAGGUGGAGGCGGAGGUGGAGGCUGCUGUAGAGGAGGAUCUGGCGGCGGCGGACAGUCUGGCGGAGUCAUCAUUAUACCAAGCGGAGGUGGAUAUGGAGGAGGCCAGCAAAAGAUGCCAAUGGUUGUUGGCGGAGGAUCUGGAGGGGUUUGCUGCGGAGCUAGCAGCGGCGGCGCAGUGUGCUGUGGAUCAUCCGGCGGCAGUGGCCAAUCUUCUGGAUGUUGCGUUGGAGGUGGAAUGGGUGGUGGAAUGGGUGGUGGAUAUGGAGGUGGCCAGCAAAAGAUCCCCAUAGUAGUUGGUGGAGGAUCUGGAGGGGUUUGCUGUGGAGCUAGCGGCGGCAGUGGGGGUGCAGUAUGUUGCAGCUCCUCUGGGGGCGGCAGUGGCGGUGGUGGUGCAGUUUGUUGUAGCUCAUCCAGUGGUGGAAGCUCAGGUGGGGUUAAGGUGACUGGAGGAGGAUCCGGUGGAGGAGGUGGAGGAGGAUCAGGUGGGAAAACCAUCAUCAUAGGUGGAGGAAGUGGUGGGGGAUCUGGUGGUGGAGUAUGUUGCAGCUCCUCUGGGGGCGGCAGUGGUGGUGGUGCGGUUUGUUGUAGCUCAUCCGGUGGUGGAAGCUCAGGUGGGGUUAAGGUGAUUGGAGGAGGAUCUGGUGGAGGAGGUGGAGGAGGAUCAGGUGGGAAAACCAUUGUCGUAUCUGGCGGAAGCAGUGGUGGCGGUGGUGGAGGAGGAGCUGUCUGUUGCAGCAGCGGCAGUGGUGGAGCUGUCUGUUGCAGCAGCGGUGGAUCUGGUGGUGGAUCCUCACAGACCAAGUGCCCCAUUGUCGUCCCUCCAUGCAUCGGGCAAACGAAGCAGGUCUGCCCAUUUCCAAGCAUCAAGUAAAAUGCAGCAUUUGCCAAGCAACCCAAGAAAAGCUAAAUUUGCUAGCUCGCAUCAGCAUCCUGACAACGACAUGUUAAGCGAAGGACACUUCUGCAUGUUGCUUUCUAUGCCCUUUCAUUCUUCAAUGGCAUUUAAUGUUCAAUGUGUGGCUCAUUCUUCAAUGUAAUUUAUGUGUAUGUGUGUGUGUGUGGAUGGGAAUUUCCUCACCCGCCCGCCGCUGCUGAUUUCCUUGUUUCAAUCUCCCUUAAUGCAUGGGAGAGAAUAAAGCUUAUCUCAAAAUCAA
Molecule: messenger RNA, 1615 nt
Organism: Zootoca vivipara (common lizard)
Lineage: Eukaryota; Metazoa; Chordata; Lepidosauria; Squamata; Lacertidae
Source: RefSeq, a predicted model, not a curated record